CACUUUUCUGUUCAAACAGUGAGAGCGUCAGAAAGGGAAUGGGACAGACAAGAGACAGAGGUAGACAGAGGUGUGACUGAGUGGAAGACAGAGUCAGGGAAGCUAAUAGCGAGCUGGUCCUUCCAAUUUAUGUCUAGAAACCCAGAAAAGGGCAAACUAGCGGUAGAUUUUCGUGCGUAAAAAGAGAGUAGGCUGCCCUCUAAAUUCUUAAGUUUUACAACACUUCUCCUCCAGGCUGAACAGUUAUUCGGAGGUAGUGUCCUCUGUGGAGUUUUCUUUGUCUCCGCAAGUGACACUAAAGAGCACGGAUUACAAUGAUAAGGAUUUUAGAGGUUUGGGUCACCUCGGUGGCCAUUUCUCUGCUGGUUAAGGGGGCUCUUGGAGAUUAUGGGAUGAGUAUGUUUGCUGCCCAGUCGUCCCCUCCAGACCCAUGCUAUGAUGAGAACGGCAACCCCCGGAGGUGCAUCCCCGAUUUCGUGAACUCUGCUUUCGGGAAGGACGUGCGCGUCUCCAGCACCUGUGGAACCCCGGCCUCAAGGUACUGCGUCGUGACAGAGAAGGGAGAGGAGAGGGCUAGGGAUUGCCAUACCUGCGAUUCAGGGGACCCAAAGAAAACGCAUCCACCUGCGUAUUUAACUGAUUUGAACAACCCUCAUAACCUCACCUGUUGGCAGUCAGAAAACUAUAUCCAGUAUCCUCAGAACGUCACGCUCACUUUGUCCUUGGGUAAAAAAUUUGAGGUCACCUAUGUGAGCUUGCAGUUCUGUUCACCCCGACCCGAAUCUAUGGCUAUCUUUAAGUCCAUGGACUAUGGCAAAUCAUGGGUUCCUUUCCAAUUCUACUCUACCCAGUGUAAGAAGAUGUAUAACAAGCAGAAUAAGGCGGCAAUUACCAAGCAGAACGAACAAGAGGCGAUUUGCACAGACUCUCACACGGACAUGCACCCGCUGACAGGUGGGCUCAUUGCGUUCAGCACCUUGGAUGGCAGACCCUCGGCGCACGACUUCGACAACUCUCCCGUGCUGCAGGACUGGGUGACAGCCACCGACAUCAAGGUUACGUUCAGCCGACUGCACACGUUUGGGGAUGAGAACGAGGAUGACUCGGAGCUGGCUAGAGAUUCCUACUUUUACGCGGUAUCAGACCUGCAGGUUGGCGGGCGGUGCAAGUGCAACGGUCACGCUUCAAAGUGCGUAAAAGAUAGGGAAGGAAACCUGGUAUGCGAGUGCAAGCACAACACCGCGGGGCCGGAGUGUGACAGGUGCAAACCUUUCCAUUAUGAUCGUCCUUGGCAGCGCGCAACCGCAAGAGAGGCAAACGAAUGUGUUGCCUGCCACUGUAACCUGCACGCCCGGCGCUGUCGUUUCAACAUGGAGCUGUACAAGCUGUCUGGGCGGAGGAGCGGCGGAGUCUGUCUCAACUGCCGCCACAACACGGCCGGACGCCACUGCCACUACUGCAAGGAGGGCUUCUUCCGGGACAUGUCCAAGGCCAUCUCCCACAGGAGGGCCUGCAAAGCGUGUGAUUGUCAUCCAGUUGGCGCAGCCGGCAAGACCUGCAACCAAACCACUGGCCAGUGUCCCUGCAAGGACGGCGUGACCGGCAUUACCUGCAACCGCUGUGCCAAGGGCUACCAGCAGAGCCGCUCUCCUAUCGCCCCCUGCAUAAAGAUUCCAGUUGCAUCGCCCACCUCCACCUAUACCAGCUCUGAAGAGCCCUUAGACUGUGAUUCUCACUGCAAGGCAUCCAAGGGCAAGCUGAAGAUCAACAUGAAGAAGUACUGCAAGAAAGACUAUGCUGUCCAAGUGCACGUCCUCAAAGGAGACAAGGCAGGGGAGUGGUGGAAGUUUACCGUGAACAUCAUCUCCGUCUACAAGCAAGGUGAACAACGCAUCCGGCGCGGCGACCAGCUCCUGUGGGUGCGUGCCAAGGACGUGGCCUGCAAGUGCCCCAAGAUCAAGCUUGGCAGGAAGUACCUGCUGCUGGGCACGGGUGACGACUCCCCCGGGCAGAGUGGCGUGGUGGCGGACAAGGGCAGCCUGCUCAUCCCCUGGAAGGACCUGUGGGGCCGGAGACUGAGGAAGUUCCAACAGCGCGACAAGAGGGGCAAGUGUUAAGAGGCGCCAGAGAGGAGAGAAAGAGAGGGGGCUCACCUCGAAGUCUGAGGAACACAGGAGGAGGAGAAAGAAAGAGGAAACACCAGAGGGAGAGAGGAAAGAGGGAGAGGUGAAGUGAACAGAGAGAGAGGGAGAAAGUGACUGAGUGCUGCUGCUUUGAGUGGAAGCAAAAAGAGAAUAUUAGUUUUAGAAACGUUCGUGUGAAGGAGCUCUUUUUACAGUUGUUGUUCUGUUUGUCCUUCAAGGUUUGUUUCAUUGUGGAAUUGCAGAGUUUGCACCUAAUAUUUCAGAUAAGUUACUUUUUUUUUGUUUUAUUUGUGAUACCAUUAUUUUUAUAUUUCCAGUUCAUUUCUACAGAACAUCAGAAAAAAAUCUACUGUAUCACAUUUCUGUGUUUAAAGAGGCUCUUUAUAUAUAUAUUGUGUAAAGUUGUUUCUAGCAAGCUGAGGUGGCACGGCAUGGCUUAAGGGGAAUCUCUCUCAUGUUUAAUGAGUGGCUCCUGCUUGCCAGGCCUUGUCAAGAUAAACUGUGUAAACUGCUAAGAGUGUUAACACGUUAAAUUGAUCAUUUAAACUAGGUUUUACUGUGGUUUCAGAAUAUACUUGUAAAAAUGGGAGAAAAAAAACAAAAACAAGCCAGCUAUUGCCAGUUACCUUUCUUCUUUAAGAGCUCCUCAUGUGGUUGUUACCUCAUUAUUACUGCUAACUAUGUAAUCAAAAUGAAAGUGCCAUGAAGAAGUUGCUCCUCAGAUACUAGCAUAGGGAAAGAGUCUGUUAAAUGAUACAUUUCCUUGCCAUCCUGACAGUGUGGUUGUGACCUCAGCAAAAUAAAAGUACCAGUAGGCAUGAUAUAAUUAUACAAUAUUAUUGUAUUUAGACAGCACUCUGUUCUCAACUAGAAGAACUAAAAUAGAUUAGUUAACCAUGCACUUAAUCUUUAGUCCUUUAGUAUUCAACAGUAUUCAGAACAUAUAAGAUAUGUUCAGUGUUUAAUGGCACUUUGCAGGAUACAAACUAACAUACUGUAUGGUUUCAGAAAAAUCAAAGAACUAAUGUAUGUCCAUUCAUGAUUGUUCAAACUGAGAUCACACAUUUGACUGAUUAUGUGCUGCCUUUGGCCUUUGGUCCCGGAACCUAAUGUCCACUGACUCUGUGUCAUUGAUUGAUGCAUUUGGUUUGCUAUCCUGUUCACGUUUGUUAAAAUACAAAGUACUGCUUGAACAUUCCUCUGAGCAUUGACCUGUUUCUGCUGGUAAAGGACUGAUCAUGGGGGGGACAUUCUGAUGUCUUCAACAGUGAAUCACCUCAUGUGGUUUGAUAAGACCUAUCAAAAUGAACCUACGUUUUGUUAAAAUAAUAGAUGCAUGCUGACUACUUAGCUGACUAAGCUAACCAAGUUGUGGAUGACAGUAUGUACAGUAUGUAUAUGCUGUAUAAAGAUACAUGCAUUAUGUUGUAAAAGAAAACAUGUGGAGUGAUGAAAUAUCACAGGAGUCAAGCUGUGUGAUCAACACACUGUGUCAGCAUCUGAUUCUCACUUCAAACCUUGCAGACAUUCCAUUUUCAAGACGUUACUUGGUACUCAACAAAAGGGGUGACCGGCUGUUUAAAUGUUAUAUAGCUGUAUAGUUUCUUACUAUUUUUUGUUAAACAUUUACUAGAUUUAUGUCCAUGUGUUAUUAACCAGAGUUUUAAAUACCAUAGGCUUAAUAAAUGGGUAGACAAAAUGAAUGAGAAAGAGGCAGAUUUCUCUUGUUUACAAGUUAUGCAUACCCAGGAGUAUAUUUAAGCAGAGAGAGGCUUAUCUACAACCUGUAAUAAACAGUCCCAAAAAUAUUUGGGAAAUGCAUAACACAUAUAAAUGCAAGCAGAUGCACACCUGCUCACACACAUACCCACACACUUUUUAAAAACAUAUUUGUAUUGACAUUUUUAUUGCAAUCCAUUUCAAAUGUUCUUGUGCCAGUGCAUCCAUCUCUGGUUCUUCACAUAUCAAAGCUGUCAGUGUGUAAAGUUAGACCAGUUUUCCACCCAUUUGGAGAAUGGUACUCAGUCAUGACCAGAUAUCUGCUACAAUUUAUAUCUGAAUGUUGCUUGUGUUCAUACUUGGGCUUGUAAAUGUUGUUUAGCUCUGUCCAUUGCAAAAGUUUGUGUAAUGUCCUGUAAUGCAUACUAAUAUAUUAUGUUUAUCACAAAUGAAUAUAUUUAAUGACAUAUGAAACAAUGUGGCUUUUGUUUUUGCCUGUUUUUAUUUUUGGUUACUCUUUGCUUUGGAUAAUAGACGGCUGUAAUGAAAAAGUAAAAGUCUGUAGCGAUUGAACAGCCUAGUAAAUCUGAAAUAAAGCUCUGUAAAAGUA
Molecule: messenger RNA, 4473 nt
Organism: Salvelinus namaycush (lake trout)
Lineage: Eukaryota; Metazoa; Chordata; Actinopteri; Salmoniformes; Salmonidae
Product: netrin-1-like
Exons: 7
Coding region: 315-2117 (600 amino acids)
Molecular function (GO): protein binding
Source: RefSeq, a predicted model, not a curated record